Molecule: messenger RNA, 1475 nt
Organism: Danio rerio (zebrafish)
Lineage: Eukaryota; Metazoa; Chordata; Actinopteri; Cypriniformes; Danionidae
Source: RefSeq, a predicted model, not a curated record
UUCAUACUGCCAUGUUUAAACAAGACUCACGGUCAGCUGGAGCCUCCUCCUCUUUUUCCUCCAACCUGAUGGCUCAGUUCUGUCUCACCUUAUUUCGGAAACACGGAAGAAAAGAAGUCACUGAAGGCACAGCGUGCAGUCUUGAAAACUGAUUCCCACCAAACAAUAGCCAAGGCCUCUACCGGAACAUUCAAGAAGAACCUGAUAUUUGGAAGCCGUUAUGUUUCGAAAAUUCUAACAGACUUAAACAGAAACCAAGGCUCUCGAUUGUUCAAUUUUUGGCUCGCAUCCCCAGCCUGACACCAUGAAUAUCUCACUUGAGAACCCCUACGGGGAUGUCACCAUCCCUCGUGCCAAGCUGCGGGAUCAGCCUGACUCCAGCACCAUCAUCAUCAACCCGAUGGCUUUAGAGAGCACCUACAAAAACCACAACUCUUCCUUAAACCCCUAUAGCAGCUUCAAAACCCCAGGGGAGAGCAACGCCUCUAGUGUGCCAGUUUAUGGAGAGGCCAGGAAUGGCCAGAACCCCUCUGCAUACAACAACCAGCCAGGUUACACCGUGAAGGAGAGCGAGGAGCAGGUGGGACGCUGUUAUGCCUGCUGCUGCCGCUGCCGGAGAAGGAAGUGAGAGCAGAUUUCCCAGUGGGUUUUGCUAUUGAUUUUGGAACAAUUCUAAAGUGACUGGAUUAUGUAAUCCUGGAGUUACGUGGUUUGAACAAAAAACAAGAGCUGACUGCACUGAAACCUAUUUUAAUAAUAAAUAUUUACUUUUGGAUCACCAUGUCAAAUAUUUGCUUUGUUAAAUUGGCACAGUUGGAUCUUAUCGAGACACUUUGAAGCAGAUUUACCUUUGUGCGCCUCAUACAAUGGCGUACUUCGAUAUUCCCCUGCAUUGUUCUUGCACAGUUACUUUAAAGUCUUGAUUUCAAUCGAUUGUUAAUGGAGUGUUUCUAUAAAAUGACGCCCAACAGGGUUUUAAGUAAGGUGAGUUCUCUUGUCAAAAUGUCCCGCCAGGAUCGCCUGAGUUUUGAUUCGGUUUAUGGAGCCACACCCUGACGUUCCAUCAGACGCAGGUCAGUGAAACUCGAGGAAGAGCCCUCAAUCUUGCUCAGAAGGAUAAACAAUGGGACAGUGUCAACUUGUCCUUGAGAAUGAGUGUUGUGCCAUCUGAGUUUCUAUUGAACAAGCUUUUCUGGUUGCUGUAGACAUUCCGCUGACACCUACCUCGUGUCUUGGAUUGUUUAAGAGACUGCUGAGUGGAACAUUAAACAUGUAUAGUACUAAUAUUAUUUUAUGGAUGAGCAAUAUUAUGGUAGUUGCAUUUAAAACAAUGGGGCAAGGACACUUGUGAGCCUGACUUUUGAAAGUAUGCACAUGUUUGUUUGGAUUUCUGUAUAUGUUACUUGGCACAAUGGUCAAUCUAUUUUUUGAUAUAUAAAAUCACUUCCGACACUAUAAACGUAAAUAUAAAAGUC